UCAGAGCAGUCUCAGAUUCAAAACACCAGAGUGAAUUCUUCUUCCACUUGUCAGAGGCCUUCUCCUCAUCACGCCUCCAUCUCCAGGCCACUCCUUCCAUGGAAAGGCCUAGACGAAGAGGAAAGAGGUCUAGAAAGACAGCUCUGCCCACUUCGACCAGUACCUUCAUCUGCUCAGCAUCAGCUGCUGGAAAUCCCAUGGCCUGGGCUUGCAGGUUCUUUGGCCUCUGGCUUGUCCUCUUCUGUGUUUGUGUUUCAGGCCACCCAAAACCAAGGAAUCCUGGAAGACAAGAUGUUCGGAACUGUUCCACCAACCCGCCGUACCUUCCAGAGACUGCAGUCAACACCACAGUGCAGCUCACAGCCCUCCGCAAGCAGAUGCAGACCCAUAAUAUCUUAGCAUACAUCAUUCCCGACACAGAUGCCCACAUGAGUGAAUACAUCAGUGAACACGAUAAGAGGCGUGCAUGGAUGACAGGCUUCACGGGGUCUACAGGAAACGCGGUAGUGACUAUGAAGAAAGCAGCUGUCUGGACUGACAGUCGUUAUUGGACCCAGGCUGAGCGGCAGAUGGACUGCAACUGGGAACUCCAUAAGAAAGUUGGCGUCUCUCCCAUUGUCACCUGGCUCCUUGCUGAGAUUCCCGUGGAUGGGCAAAUAGGCUUCGACCCCUUCCUCUUCUCCAUUGACACAUGGACGAAAUAUAACCAGACCCUCGAAGGGUCUGGUAGAACGCUGAUAUCCAUUACUACCAAUCUUGUGGAUGUGGUGUGGGGAUCACAGAGACCUCAGUUUCUCAACACCCCCAUUUAUGCCUUGCAAAAGGAAUUCACAGGAAGUACCUGGCAGGAGAAAGUAUCUAACAUACGCAGCAAAAUGCAGACACAUGCUUUGGCCCCAACUGCAGUCCUUCUGUCAGCACUUGAUGAGACAGCCUGGCUCUUCAACCUUCGGAGCAAAGACAUCCCCUAUAACCCUUUCUUCUAUUCCUACACGCUACUCACCAAGAACUCCAUCAGGUUAUUUGCGAACAAGAGUCGUUUAAGCUCAGAGACCCUGCAGUAUCUCAAUGCUAGCUGCACGGAUGCCAUGUGUGUGCAAAUUGAGGCAUAUAACCAAGUCCGUGACAGUGUCCAGGCCUAUGUCUCGGGAGAUGUGCUAAUUUGGAUUGGAACCAGUUAUACCAACUAUGGGCUCUAUGAAGUGAUACCCAAGGAGAAGCUCGUGAAAGACAUCUACUCCCCAGUGAUGACAACCAAGGCAGUGAAAAACAGCAAGGAGCAGGCCCUACUCAGGGCAGCCCACGUGCGGGAUGCAGUGGCUGUGAUUCGAUACUUAUGCUGGCUGGAGAAGAAUGUGCAGAAAGGCAAUGUGAACGAGUUCUCGGGGGCAGAGUUGGUGAACAAAUUCCGAAGAGAAGAAAAGUACUCCUCUGGAAUCAGUUUUGAAACCAUAUCUGCUUCUGGUUUGAAUGCUGCCCUGGCCCACUACAGCCCAACCAAGGAGCAGCACCGCAACCUCUCCAUAAACGAGAUGUACCUGCUGGAUUCUGGGGGCCAAUACUGGGAUGGAACCACUGACAUCACUAGAACGGUCCACUGGGGAACCCCCUCUCACUUACAAAAGGAGGCGUAUACACGUGUGUUGAUGGGAAAUAUUGAUCUGUCCAGACUCAUCUUUCCUGCUUUUACAUCAGGGUAUGCAGUGGAAAACAUUGCCCGCAAAGCCUUGUGGGAAAUCGGACUCAAUUAUGGUCAUGGGACUGGUCAUGGCAUUGGCAACUUCCUGUGUGUACACGAGUGGCCAGUGGGAUUCCAGUACAACAACAUAGACAUGGCCGAGGGCAUGUUCACAUCUAUCGAACCUGGCUUCUAUAAAGAUGGAGAAUUUGGGAUCCGUAUUGAAGAUGUUGCCCUUGUGGUAAAAGCAAAAACCAAGUACCCAGGAGAAUUCCUGACCUUUGAAGUGGUGUCCUUAGUACCCUAUGACCGGAAUCUUAUUGAUGUCAAAUUGCUGUCUUCUGAGCAGCUCCAGUACCUGAACCACUACUAUCAAACCAUCCGGGAGAAGGUGGGCCCAGAGUUGCAGCAGCGCCAGCUACAAGAGGAGUACAAGUGGCUGCAGAAACACACAGAGCCACUGUCUGCAAGAGCCCCGCACACUGCCUCCUUGGCCUCACUGUUGGCCAUUUGCACUCUAGCCAUCCUUGGCUAGAGUGUGUAGAUGUUUGGGGCUCCUCUAUUGACCCCCCCUACUCAUAUCCCUCCACCUGUGCCCCCAAUGUUCCAGUCAGCCCAAUGAAUGGCUGGAGGGUGGUCCCAUCAUUAACAUAAAUAGGCAACAGUGGAGCUAGAGAGGCUGAGGAAGGAUGGAUUGGAGAUGGGCUAGCCUGUUGCUUUGGCCUGAGUGAUAGGGUUCAGUCUCGAGACCGCCUGCUCCUGAUUCUCACCUCUUCUCCUGUGGUCCAGCAACAUGCAUAAAGA
Molecule: messenger RNA, 2482 nt
Organism: Suncus etruscus (white-toothed pygmy shrew)
Lineage: Eukaryota; Metazoa; Chordata; Mammalia; Eulipotyphla; Soricidae
Gene: XPNPEP2
Product: X-prolyl aminopeptidase 2
Exons: 21
Molecular function (GO): metalloaminopeptidase activity
Source: RefSeq, a predicted model, not a curated record